AUGUACCAACGUAUCGCUUGUAUCCCAACGGGAUAUCAUCGCGGAGACCAAAGGUUUCCCGACAACGUCGCACAACCAAGCUUGAGAGGAUGGCGUUGCGACUUGACGGCACUUUCGCGUCGAUACAAUCUCUAUUUCCUCGCCUCUGUCGAUGAGGUUCAUGUCUAUCAACCCAGUUUUCCUGAUCAGAACUUACCUAGCGAGGCUGAGCUUGUCCUACAUCCGCCCAAAACUGGUGUUGUUGGACAAGGGAUUGACCCUUCAAACCCUCACUCUAUUACCCGUAUCAUUGUUGAUUAUCUCGGCAAUGAAGAGAUUCUUCUUCUGGCCUGUGACGAUGGUGACGUUGUCGGAUAUAGAAUUCAAGAUAUCCAACGAGCACUCGAACACAGGACCAAUUUGCAAGAGCCUAUCAACGACGAUAGCAUUCAUGUGUUCCUCCACCGUAACGUAGGUGCGAGUGCAUGGGGCUUAGCGGUGCAUCGGGAGGCCCGCAUCAUUGCAAUUAGUGCGAACACUCAUCGUAUCACCAUCAUUGCGUAUGCGCUCGUUUCUAGUAUCGACUUGGACAUCUCAGACCAUGAUACCCACGGAAUUUCACCGCCUGUUCGUAAUUUCCCAUAUAGCAGGCAAAAAGAUGAUGUUUUUACUCUCUCAGCGACAAACAACAUCCCUGCGCUGUCGUUCUACGGCGAUUCCGGGCGUUGGCUUCUGAGCAGUUGUAUCGAUGGCAAAACUCAACUUUGGGACUUGACUUCGAGAGAAGAGGUAGCCACGUUUCAGCUGGGCUGGUGCGCAAGCGCGAGCGAUCUCUCGACGCCGCCUCGUUACUUUCGCCACAGAUUUCUGUGCGAAUGCCCAGCCGCUCAGAAUGUACUUCAUGGCGCCUGGGGUACUAUAGCACUGGAUAUACGAUCGGCGUAUGAGUUGUCCCCAGCGGAAGAAUCCACUCCAGUUGCCAGUACGGCCGACUUUAUGGACAUCACCAAUCAGAAGGAACGCUUCCGAGUUUCGAACAGCACCUCUCCAUUUUCCGAGUCUAGCGAAAGUGAAUACGGUUCGGAGGCCGCAGAUGAUGGAGACGACGGUACAGAUAACGAACAACCCGCACAACCUUUUGCGCAAUUGAUCCAAGCUAUGGCAGGCGAGCUUCAUGACGGCGACACUGCACAACCGCUCAUUCAACAUGAGUCUCACCUGCAUAUGUUAGAUCAACUGGGAAUAUUUUAUGCGGCCCAACCCGUAAUCAAAAGACCUUAUCGCGUAGUGAAGCAUCCAAGACAGCUCACACAACUCAGUGGCACCGAUGUCAUCAUUGCUCCUUUUUUGAUCUUUACGAAGGAGGACAUUUUUCUCGUUCAGGGCUCACACAAGACAUCCAUGAACUAUACCCUCAAUCAAGUUACUGCUAUGCAGCGACCACUACAUCCGGGCCGAUGGGUAGAGGCUCUCACCUCUCAAGAUCGACACUGCUUCUUUUCUCAGGUACCCGAGCUAGGCAUCUUCAUAGUCGGAUCUCCGAUUGGCCAUGCUGGCGUGUUCAGCUUAUGUUUUACUAAGCGCGAGGACCACGAACAGCCACGGUAUGGAUUCAAGCUCGAGUAUUUGUUGCCUUUCCACAAAAGCGAUCAGACAAAAGUUACUGGAGUGCCACAGGGACGACUGCUUGGUAUAGCUGUAGCACCCAUACAAGGCAUGUUUGACGUUCCAAGAGACACUGAAGCGUUGGAACAAAACAAAGAGACACUGCAACCAAGGCGAUGGCGCUUGUUAAUGUACUACAUGGAUCACACCGUAUUGAGCUUUGAGCUGUCGAGGAUGAGAGUGGACGAGUCACCGUCCUUGAGCGAUAUCGUUGUUUAG
Alternaria burnsii is the source of this 1863-nucleotide messenger RNA. RefSeq names its product mitochondrial carrier. The record is from RefSeq and is a predicted model, not a curated record. The coding region runs from base 1 to 1863 and encodes 620 amino acids. The transcript is spliced from 7 exons. Gene Ontology annotation, molecular function: protein binding. Lineage: Eukaryota; Fungi; Ascomycota; Dothideomycetes; Pleosporales; Pleosporaceae.